GCUCGCGGGACCUACGAUGAAGCCUGGGGCAGGUACUCGGAAGCCAUACAUUGGCCAGACACGCAGUUUGGUCCUUGCAGUUGAUAUCGGCACCACCUUCAGCGGUGUGUCAUACGCCAUACUCGAACCUGGCGAAGUUCCAAAGAUUCAUGGUGUCACAAGAUUCCCGGGUCAAGAACAUGUAGCGGGCAACUCGAAAAUUCCUUCGAUCAUCUAUUAUGACCAACAUGGGAAUAUGAAGGCUGCUGGUGCGGAAGCGGAUGGUGCAUCUGUUCUUGCUCAGGCUGAAGAUGAGGGAUGGAGCAAAAUUGAGCUCUUCAAGCUGCGCUUGCGGCCAAAGACCAUGACUCUGAAGAUGAACGGGAUGCGGCUAUCACCUCUACCUCCAGGGAAGUCUGCUGUGGACGUAUUCGGCGACUUCUUGUCCUAUCUCUUCCGCUGCACACAGUCCUUCAUUGUCGAUACCCACGCGAACGGUCAUGCACUAUGGCGGGCCGUCGAGCACGACAUGCAGUUUGUUUUGUCCCACCCAAACGGAUGGGAAGGAGCUCAACAGACCAAGAUGCGUAGGGCUGCAAUAAUCGGCGGGCUAAUCCCAGACACUGAUGAAGGGAAGUCGCGGAUAAGGUUCGUCACAGAAGGAGAAGCGAGCUUGCACGCUUGUGUCUUGAACGGUCUUGCCGCCGACGUGCUUUCGAAUCCGUCUGGUCACGGAUUCCUCAUUUUGGACGCAGGUGGAGGCACCCUUGAUAUCAGCUCGUACGCUAUUCGCGGGACGUCGCCUCUCGUAAUCGAAGAAGUCGCACCUCCAGACUGUGUCUUCGCGGGUUCAGUAUUCGUUUCACGCCGCGCUCGGGCUUUCUUCGCUGAAAAGCUUCAGAGUUCCAAGUACGGGUCUCCAGAUUCACUGGACCACAUUGCGAAGCGCUUCGAUGAGACAACGAAGAGACUAUUCAGAGAUAGCAAGGAGCUGCAGUUCGUGCCGUUCGGCAGCCCCUUGGAUAAAGACCUGACAGCUGGGAUUCGUGGAGGACAGCUUCGGCUGACUGGAGGUGAGGUGGCAGCCCUGUUUGAACCAUCAAUUCAGGCAGCUGUCGCUUCCAUUCGAUCCCAAAUACAAGCGUCCUCGGGACAAGUCAAGAGUGUGUGGCUCGUCGGUGGCUUUGCUGCCAGUCCGUGGCUAUUCAGCCAGCUGCAAGAGCAACUCAAUCCCCUCGGUGUUUCGGUUAGUCGACCCGACAGCCAGACAUCGAAGGCGGUAGCAGACGGUGCAAUUGGCUUCUACUGCGACCACCAUGUCUCGGCGCGUGUAUCAAAAUUCAUGUAUGGUGUCGAGUUCCUUCGGACGUUCGACCCGAACGAUGAAGAGCACCUUUCGAGAAAGCACCGACUAUUCGAGCUGCCUUCCGGCCCUAAAUUGCUUCCCGACGCCUUCGAUUGCAUUCUUGCUCGGAGCGUCAGGGUGAAGGAGUCUACUGUGUUCAGCCGCAAGUACUGCACGGAAGUGACAAACCUGUCCACGUUAUCUGUAUUCGAAGUGGAGAUUUGGUGUUACCGUGGAGGUGACGUCGUGCCAAAGUGGAUUCUCCGUAACGCAGAUCAUUUCUCAACGUUGUGCUAUGUUCGUGCAGACCUAUCGCCUCUUGCGUCAAGCGCACAGCCCAAGCAAGGAACAGGAGGGAAGCAAUACUGGACCAUCGUGUUCACAAUUGAGAUUCACUUUGGCCUCACGGAGUUCAAGGCUAGAAUCAAGUGGAUAGACCACGAUGUUAGUAUUGUGUAAUACCU
Phanerochaete carnosa HHB-10118-sp is the source of this 1788-nucleotide messenger RNA. RefSeq lists its product as uncharacterized. Bases 17 to 1783 code for a protein of 588 amino acids. NCBI's taxonomy places the organism in Eukaryota, Fungi, Basidiomycota, Agaricomycetes, Polyporales, Phanerochaetaceae. The transcript is spliced from 11 exons. The record is from RefSeq and is a predicted model, not a curated record.